Messenger RNA from Capronia epimyces CBS 606.96, 513 nucleotides. RefSeq lists its product as uncharacterized. Lineage: Eukaryota; Fungi; Ascomycota; Eurotiomycetes; Chaetothyriales; Herpotrichiellaceae. Gene Ontology annotation, biological process: regulation of Ras protein signal transduction; regulation of proteolysis. The coding region runs from base 1 to 513 and encodes 170 amino acids. Gene Ontology annotation, molecular function: peptidase inhibitor activity; phospholipid binding. The transcript is spliced from 2 exons. The record is from RefSeq and is a predicted model, not a curated record.
AUGUCUCUCUUCAAAACGGUGCAAUCGCUAAUCGACAAGGAUGAUUCCACCCCCAUCCAAUUGACCCUGGGAUCGAGGAAGCUGAAACCGGGCGAGCAUAUCCCCAAAGGAGAAGCUCGAGCCACACCAACUCUGAGCUGGCCCGCGGCGGCCCCAGGACAAAAAUAUCUCGUGGUGUCGAUCGACCUCGACGCGCCGUUUCCGUCGUUCGCGCCCCUGUCUCCCGUGCUGCACUGGAUACAGGGUGGGUUGGAGCUCGACACAACCAAGAAUGCUCUGACCUCCUCCGAUCCUGUCCUUGUCGCCUGGGCGCCCCCGGGCCCUCCGGGCAUCAGCGGUCCGCAUCGCUAUAUCUUCCUGUUGUACCACCAGCCGGCUGGGUUCACGCCGUCGUUGUUUGCCAAGGAGAAGGGCUGGGGCAUCAGGGACCGCAUCAAAUGGGACCAGUCGAAAUUCGAGAGGGAGGCCAAUUUGGGCCACGCGGUCGCUGCUACAUAUUUCUUGAGUAACUAA